This is a messenger RNA of Aspergillus tanneri, 2247 nucleotides long. RefSeq lists its product as uncharacterized. The record is from RefSeq and is a predicted model, not a curated record. Gene Ontology annotation, biological process: chromosome segregation. Gene Ontology annotation, cellular component: MIS12/MIND type complex. Bases 1 to 2247 code for a protein of 748 amino acids. Lineage: Eukaryota; Fungi; Ascomycota; Eurotiomycetes; Eurotiales; Aspergillaceae. The transcript has 3 exons.
AUGUCGUCCAACUCAGAUCUUACAGCUCCCGGGAGCAGCACGUAUGCCUCGAAUACGCUACAUGUUGGGGAUGGGACAUGGGACAGUGGACGUGAUACGUUCCUUUUACCCAAUCUAAUGGGACUUAACUUUGACACAAUGCGAUACAAUGGAAUGGGGAAUCGAUUUCGAGAUAUGCCGCAAUACCGCACGCUUAUCAUCGCCCACGGUGUCAUCGGCACAAUCGUCUUUCUGGGAAUUGUUCCCCUGUCCAUUCUGAUCAUCCGAUAUUACUCCCGGAGGAGUCCAUUCUGGGCUUUCAAGCUACACGUUUGGUGCCAGGUCCUGACGCUUUUGCUUACUACGGUUGUUUUUGUUCUUGGUUGGUUUGCGGUUGGGCCCAACAGAAGCCUCACGAAUCCGCAUCAUGGAAUUGGGCUUGCAAUUUAUGUGAUGGUCAUUUUCCAAGUCUUAUGGGGCUGGCUGGUACACAAGAUCGAGAGCAAAAGACACCGAUAUCAUGUUCCCCUGAAGCUAGUUAUCCACAGAUGGCUCGGUCGUGUCGUUACCAUUCUGGGACUUGUCCAGAUACCUCUAGGCCUCACCCUCUGGGGAUCCCCAAAAUCUUUGUUUAUCCUGUAUGCGAUCGCCACGUUUGCUCUUCUCCUCGCAUUAUUUGUGUUAUCGUACAUGUAUGACACAGAAGGGUACCAAAUGGGGGGCGGGGCCGAAUAUGACAGUCGACACAGUUACGUUUCCGGGCCUCCAGCCCCCGACGAUCGUCGCCAUAACAGUUUUGGCCGGAUGGCUGCAGCAGGAGCAGCGGGGGCUGGUUUGGCCUCCCUCUUCCGACGGCGGUCGCGGAGCAGAGGCAGAGAUCAGGGAUACUAUGGUUCCCACGCAUCGUACACGGAAGAAAAGUACUCCGACGAAGGAUCUCACCGCGGUGGCGGAUGGGUGAGCAAAUUCCUCAAGGUCGGAGCUAUCGGGGGCGGUGUUCUCCUCGCCAAAAAGCUCUUUGACUGGCGGCGCAAUCGAGAGAGUGAUGCGGAGUCAGGAAGAUAUAGACGCGCCCAUACUCGCAGCGACAGCAUGACGGAAGCAAGCAUGAGUCGGUUGGAAGAUGGGCGAAGGCCAGCACCAAGCUACCAGACUCCUCCCAACCGGCCACCCAAUAGGGCACCCAGUCGACCCCCCAGCCGGCCGCAGAGCCCAGGCUCUUCCUACUAUUACAAUUCAACGUACCUCACCGGCAACGAGCCCAGGCCUUCUCAUGGGGUCCGAAAUGCGUUAUUUGGUGCGGGCGCAUUUGCCGCGGUCAAAAACAUAUUCUCGCGACGCAGGGGUGAAGACGACGAGCAGCGUCGUGUGGAAGAACUGCGCCGACGAGAGAUGGAAGACGAACGUCUCCAGCGAGCAAACAGCAAGCGACGCUACACGGGUGAUGGGCAUUAUCCGCGAAGAAGGGCGGAUUCAUACACUGCUACUGACAUUUCAUCGACUGAUAUGACACGCCCUCCACGUGGUCCUCCUGCUGCACAUGGUCCUCCCCUGGGAGAGUCCGCUCUUACCGGAGACCCUGCGGCAUCUGGCAGGUUAGAUGGGGGGCACUCUGACAUGCCUCCUGUUCCACCAACCCACAUGACUUCCGAAUUGCCUGUUCCCAAUCCAUCAGGGCCCAAUUUCUCCGACUUUGCGGCUGGAGCAGCUGUGGGUGUCGCAUCGAGUCAUCACCGUCGCCGCAGUAACAGCCGACACGGAGACGACCACGUCUCGCCGCCAGUAUCCGUGAAAGUUAAGAUGCAUGACGACGGCCGACACGUCACCCUACGCCGAUUAACGGAGGAAGAAGCCGCAGCCAGCCGAGAAGCGCGACGCCGGGAACGCAGGAAUUCUCGCCGCCGCGCCGGAAGCGCCAGUUCGCUAUCCGGCGGCGAAGGCAGCUACGAUCGAUGGCGGCGGGUGGAAGAGCUUGAGCGUCAGCAACAGGACCAAAUGCGACGAGAGCAAGAAGCCGCCACUGCAGCAGCCGCGCCACCGUCCGGCACCAUGGCUCCCGCUUCGUACGUACCCCCAUCGAAUGUGAGCCAUGUGCCUCCUCCGCCGGUCCCAUCUAGCUUGCCCUACGGUGCAGGAAGCAUCACCUCCCCAGGCACAUACACGGGCACAGAAGCUAGUGGAGACUAUGCGAACAACCGGAGACGACGACGAGCAGAACGAGCUCGUGCGCGACAAGAAAGACAACAACACAGUGUGGAAUUCACCUGA